AUGGGGGAGAAAGUUUCCGAGGCUUCGGAGCCGGUGCCCCGCGGCUGCAGUAACCUCGGCGCUGGAACUCCCGCCCCUGCGGCAGCGGCCGCGUCCUCACCGGGCGCUUCCUCGGCGGAGUCCUCCUCGGGCUCUGAAACUCUGUCGGAGGAAGGGGAGUCCGGCGGCUUCUCCCGCGAGCAGUUGCAGCCGCCACCGCCGGGCGGCGCCAUGGGCAUCCGGCCUCCAGCCGCGUGGGGUCCGGCGCGCUGGGGCCCGGAUCGCGGAGCUGUUGUGCCGCCGCCACCCCCGCCGCUCCCCGGAGGAAACGCGCCGUCGGGUCUCGGGGGCAGUAGCGCGUCCCAGGAGGAACAGGACGAAGAGCUCGAUCACAUCUUAUCCCCUCCACCCAUGCCUUUUCGGAAAUGCAGCAACCCAGAUGUGACUUCUGGCCCUGGAAAGUCGCUAAAGUUCAAAAGGCCACUGAGUGAGGAUGGAAGACAGUUGCGGAGAGGGAGCCUGGGAGGAGCCCUGACUGGGAGGUACCUCCUUUCAAAUCCUGUGGCCGGGCAGGCCUGGCCAGCCUCAACGGAGACCUCCAACCUCGUGCGCAUGCGCAGCCAGGCCCUGGGCCAGUCUGCACCUUCACUCACGGCCAGCUUGAAGGAACUGAGUCUCCCCAGAAGAGGAAGUCUCUGCCGAACGAGCAAUCGGAAAAGCUUGAUAGGCAAUGGACAGUCACCAGCGUUGCCUCGACCACACUCUCCUCUCUCUGCUCACGCAGGAAAUAGCCCUCAAGAUAGUCCACGGAACUUCUCCCCCAGUGCCUCAGCCCAUUUCUCAUUUGCACGAAGGACUGAUGGACGCCGCUGGUCACUGGCUUCUCUCCCCUCUUCUGGCUAUGGGACAAACACACCCAGCUCCACGGUUUCUUCAUCCUGUUCCUCCCAAGAGAAGUUACAUCAGUUACCAUACCAACCUACACCAGAUGAAUUACACUUUUUAUCGAAACACUUUUGUACCACCGAAAGCAUCGCUACAGAGAACAGAUGCAGGAACACGCCAAUGCGCCCUCGUUCCCGAAGUUUGAGCCCCGGACGUUCUCCCGCCUGCUGUGACCAUGAAAUAAUUAUGAUGAACCAUGUCUACAAAGAAAGGUUCCCAAAGGCUACAGCUCAAAUGGAAGAACGUCUAAAGGACAUUAUCACCAGCUACUCUCCUGAUAAUGUUCUUCCUCUAGCGGACGGAGUGCUCAGUUUUACUCACCAUCAGAUUAUUGAAUUGGGUCGAGAUUGCUUGGAUAAAUCCCAUCAGGGUCUCAUCACUUCCAGAUACUUCCUUGAAUUACAACAUAAAUUAGAUAAAUUGCUACAAGAGGCUCAUGAUCGCUCAGAAAGUGGAGAGCUGGCAUUUAUUAAACAACUAGUCCGAAAGAUCCUAAUCGUCAUUGCCCGUCCUGCUCGCUUAUUAGAGUGUCUGGAAUUUGAUCCUGAAGAAUUUUACUACCUAUUGGAAGCUGCAGAAGGCCAUGCAAAAGAAGGGCAGGGUAUUAAAACUGACAUUCCCAGAUACAUCAUUAGCCAGCUGGGGCUCAAUAAGGAUCCUCUGGAAGAAAUGGCUCAAUUGGGAAACUAUGAUAGUGGUACAGCAGAAACACCAGAAACAGAUGAAUCAUUGAGUAGCUCUAAUGCUUCCCUGAAGCUUCGAAGGAAACCCCGGGAAAGUGAUUUUGAAACGAUUAAAUUGAUCAGCAAUGGAGCCUAUGGGGCAGUCUACUUUGUUCGGCAUAAGGAAUCCCGGCAGAGGUUUGCCAUGAAGAAGAUAAACAAACAGAACCUCAUCCUUCGAAACCAAAUCCAGCAGGCCUUUGUAGAACGGGAUAUCCUGACGUUUGCAGAAAACCCCUUUGUUGUCAGCAUGUAUUGCUCCUUUGAAACAAGGCGUCACUUGUGCAUGGUCAUGGAGUAUGUGGAAGGAGGAGAUUGUGCUACCUUAAUGAAAAACAUGGGUCCUCUCCCUGUUGAUAUGGCCAGGAUGUACUUUGCAGAGACAGUCCUGGCCUUGGAAUAUCUGCACAAUUAUGGAAUUGUACACAGGGAUUUAAAACCAGACAAUUUGUUGGUGACUUCCAUGGGACACAUAAAGCUGACAGAUUUUGGAUUAUCCAAGGUGGGACUGAUGAGCAUGACUACCAAUCUUUAUGAGGGCCAUAUUGAGAAGGAUGCAAGAGAGUUCCUGGAUAAACAGGUAUGUGGCACACCUGAAUACAUUGCUCCAGAAGUAAUUCUGAGGCAGGGCUAUGGAAAGCCGGUGGACUGGUGGGCCAUGGGGAUUAUCCUCUAUGAAUUUCUGGUUGGAUGCGUGCCAUUCUUUGGGGACACUCCAGAAGAGCUAUUUGGACAAGUCAUCAGUGAUGAAAUCAACUGGCCUGAAAAGGAUGAGGCUCCACCCCCCCAUGCCCAGGACCUGAUUACUGUUCUUCUCAGACAGAAUCCCUUGGAGAGACUGGGAACAGGUGGCGCAUAUGAAGUCAAGCAACACCGAUUCUUCCGAUCCUUAGACUGGAACACUUUGCUGAGACAGAAGGCAGAAUUCAUCCCACAACUGGAAUCGGAAGAUGACACCAGUUAUUUUGAUACUCGGUCAGAGAAGUAUCACCAUAUGGAAACGGAGGAAGAAGAUGAUACAAAUGAUGAAGACUUUACUGUGGAAAUAAGGCAGUUUUCCUCAUGUUCGCAUAGGUUUUCAAAAGUUUUCAGCAGUAUAGAUCGAAUAACUCAGAAUUCAGGAGAAGAGAAGGAAGACUCUGGAGACAAAACCAAGAGCACAACGUUGCCGUCCACGGAAACAUUGAGCUGGAGUUCAGAAUAUUCUGAAAUGCAACAGUUAUCCACAUCCAACUCUUCAGAUACUGAAAGCAACAGACAUAAACUCAGUUCUGGCCUGCUUCCCAAACUGGCUAUUUCAACAGAGGUAGAACAAGAUGGAGCUUCCACCUGUGCUGGAGAACCCCAUGAAGAGCCAGAAAAGCCAGUCCUUCCUGCUGAAGAAGGUGCUCAGGAGGAGCCUGAAGUCACCACCCCAGCCAGCACCAUCAGCAGCUCCACACUGUCAGUUGGCAGUUUUUCAGAGCACUUGGAUCAGAUAAAUGGACGCAGCGAGUGUGUGGACAGUACAGAUAAUUCCUCAAAGCCCUCCAGUGAACCCGCUUCCCACAUGGCUCGGCAGCGAUUAGAAAGCACAGAAAAAAAGAAAAUCGCGGGCAAAGUCACAAAGUCCCUUUCUGCCAGUGCCCUGUCCCUCAUGAUCCCAGGAGAUAUGUUUGCUGUUUCUCCACUGGGAAGUCCAAUGUCUCCCCAUUCCCUGUCAUCAGACCCGUCUUCUUCACGAGAUUCCUCUCCCAGCCGAGAUUCUUCUGCAGCAUCAGCCAGUCCACAUCAGCCCAUUGUGAUCCACAGUUCAGGAAAGAAUUAUGGUUUUGCCAUCCGAGCCAUCCGGGUAUACGUAGGAGAUAGUGACAUCUACACAGUGCACCAUAUUGUUUGGAAUGUAGAAGAAGGAAGUCCAGCAUGCCAGGCAGGACUGAAGGCUGGGGAUCUGAUAACACAUAUCAAUGGAGAACCAGUGCAUGGACUUGUCCACACAGAAGUAAUAGAGCUCCUAAUAAAGAGUGGAAAUAAGGUGUCAAUCACAACUACCCCAUUUGAAAACACAUCAAUCAAAACAGGACCAGCCAGGAGAAACAGCUAUAAAAGCCGGAUGGUGAGGCGGAGUAAGAAAUCCAAGAAAAAAGAAAGUCUGGAGAGAAGAAGAUCCCUUUUCAAAAAACUAGCCAAGCAGCCUUCUCCUUUACUUCAUACCAGUCGGAGUUUCUCCUGCUUGAACCGAUCCCUGUCGUCUGGAGAGAGCCUGCCAGGUUCCCCCACCCACAGCUUGUCUCCCCGAUCUCCCACACCAAGCUAUCGCUCCACACCUGACUUUCCAUCUGGUACGAAUUCCUCCCAGAGCAGCUCCCCAAGUUCCAGUGCCCCCAAUUCUCCAGCAGGGUCAGGACACAUCCGGCCCAGCACUCUCCACGGCCUGGCCCCCAAACUCAGUGGGCAGAGGUACCGAUCUGGAAGGCGUAAAUCAGCUGGCAGCAUCCCACUUUCCCCUUUGGCCCGGACACCCUCUCCAACUCCUCAGCCCACCUCCCCGCAGCGGUCACCAUCACCUCUGCUGGGACACUCACUGGGCAACUCCAAGUUCUCUCAAGCUUUCCCCAGCAAAAUGCACUCCCCUCCCACCAUCGUCAGACACAUCGUGAGGCCCAAGAGCGCGGAGCCCCCGCGAUCCCCACUGCUUAAGCGUGUGCAAUCGGAGGAGAAGCUGUCACCCUCCUAUGGCAGUGACAAGAAGCACCUAUGUUCCCGCAAGCACAGCCUGGAGGUGACGCAGGAAGAGGUACAGCGGGAGCAGUCACAGCGGGAGGCCACCUUGCAGAGCCUGGAUGAGAACGUGUGUGAUGCGCCAUCCCUCAGCCGAGCCAGGCCUGUGGAGCAAGGCUGCCUGAAACGGCCCGUCUCCCGGAAACUGGGAAGGCAGGAAUCUGUAGAAGACCUGGACCGGGAGAAGCUGAAGGCCAAAGUUGUGGUGAAGAAACCAGAUGGCUUCCCUGAGAAGCAAGAAUCCCACCACGUCUCCCAUGGUGCUAGUGGUGAUACGGAAAACCUCCCUUCCUUUAAACUGGAGGAGAGAGAGAGAAAAAUCUUCCCGAAGGCUUUAGAAAGAUCGAAUCACUUUGAAAACAAAGCAAACGUGCCAGAGACCCUGUGUACAGGCAGCCUGCUGAAAGAUGCUCUUCACAAGAAGGCCAGCGUGCGGACCAGUGAGAAUACUACCUUAGACCCCGCAGCAUCUGGGUACAGCCCUGCGCCUGUGGAGCAUGGUCAGGGUGCUGGGGAUUUCAAACGUGUCUCCCCUCCUGGCACCCUCCAAGACAGUCUCUCCCACUUGGCUAACAGGCCCUCCCCAGGGAAGGCUGAAAAUUCAGAGAAGGCUGCCCAGGCCAAGGAGUGUCUCCGUUGUGAGAAGUUAGAUGGCAAGCUUGCCAAUAUCGAUUACCUCCGCAAGAAAAUGUCACUUGAAGACAAAGAUGACAGCCUUUGCCCUGCGCUGAAGUCCAAGAUGGCAUCCAGCACCCAUGAGUGUUUGCAAGGGAAUGUGGUCCGUCCCACGGUUGGGCCACAAGAAGGCCCACCAGCCUCUGAGGUCCGAGCGUUUAUCUGUGGUUCCCAUGCAGCUCAGGUCAGCGCUGUGGCCUUUGUUCCUCUCAAGUCUGAAAAACCAGGCUUGGUUGCUCCAGAGUCCCCUGUCAGAAAAAGUCCCUCUGAGUAUAAGUUGGAAGGUAGGUCUGUUUCCUGCCUGAAGCCCAUUGAGGGUACUUUGGAUAUUGCUCUCCUGUCGGGACCUCAGGGAUCCAAGGCAGAGCUGCUUUCUCCAGAACCUGCAGAAAGUCCCAGCCGGGCCAGUGACAUUGGGCCAUCUACACCAUCAGCCCUUCCCAGCAGCCCCGCAAAGGGUGAAACUGCUAGUCACAGGGAGCCUUCCUCUGCCAGCUUGAAGAUGCAUAAGUCCUACCUGCUUGAGCCUAGGUUCCAGCCACCCAGCCGGAGCCUCCAGAGUUCCCCAGCGUCUCCUCAGCCUGACCCAGAGUUAAAGCGGGACAGGAAAGUCUCCCAUCCCGCCACCAGGGGCCUGGUGACAGUCAUGGAAAAUGACCCUCAACGGAGAGAGGGCAGUGCCACCAGACACCAGGAUCACACUCCUGACUCCAAGCUCCUCCCCUUCCCUGAGCAGAACCGCCACAGCUCUGCUGGGAGCCCAGACCCAGUCAUGCCCCAUGGCCUCCGGUACUCUGAAGGGACCCCCUCCAAGGAGAAGCCCAGGCUGAGAGAAUCAUUUGAAAGGGGCCCUUCCACAGCCAGAAGUGAGCGAUUUGCUGUGCGGGCUGAUGUCCACGGAGACCCAUCCAGGGAGCUGCACCCUCCAGAAACUGCUAAAAGUAGUGACAACUCCAAAAAUCUCCCCUCCACAGGAAAGACCCACCCAGAUAGCUCCACACAAACCCAGACUAUGGAGAAAGCUGGGGGGCCUUGUGGAAAAACGAACCACAAAGAAGGCAGAGAUGAGACAAGGCUACUGGCCAGAGAGGAUUCAUCUUUGCACUCCACUGGGAUUCCUUGUGAAAGGGAUAUGAGUAAGGUCAAAAGUGGCAUGGAACCCAAGCCCGAAGCCCCUCCAGUCAGGCGGGCUCUGCAGCCACCAGGCAUUGAGAGCAGGAAGACUGAGAAGCUCUCUGGUUUCCCGUCUUUGCAGAAAGACAGCCCCAAGGAAUCUGAUAGGAAAGAGCAACCUCUACAGAAACACCUCAGCAAUAGCCCUCAGCCCCCAGUCAUCACCAAAGAACUCCCUGGCCUGGCCACUUGGCAGCACUGUAGCCCACCAAGCCAUUCUUCAGGCAAAGAGCCGGGGAUCAAGCCCUGUGCUGCUGGACCCAGCCCAGGUCUCCAGGAGCCUUCCAAGCUGGCUGCAGCAUACAGUGAAAGCAGCAGCCACAAGCUCAGGUCUGGCCCUGACCCAUGCCCACCAAAGUCUAAGAACCCAGAUAGGCUCCUCUCCUCCCAGAAAGCAAGUACUGGAGGUACAAAGGGCAAAGAGCUGAUCCAGCAACCCCUCAGCAACUCCAGCAGAGAGGUAAGAAGUGGUGGUAAGGGGCUGGUGGAUGUGUUCCCUGCCAUCCCAGGCUCCCAGAACAAAGCCAAGGAUGCAGUCGACCAGAGGGAAAGUGGGCCUUCCCUCCCACUGCAGACUGAAGGGGGUGCUCUGGACCCUAAGCCAAAACCUACCAGUGGUGGUCAUCCCCCAGAGAUGUUGGAGAAGCCCAUGCAUCUGCCAAGACAAGGACCCCCAGGUGUUGGUGAAUUGGCAGACCAGAAACUUCCCACUGUCAGUGAAAAGCAAACCAUGUCUCCCAAGCACCCCAAGGCAUCCACUGUGAAAGAUCACCCUGCUCUGUGCAGACAGGCAGACAAGAGUCCAAGUCAGCAGGCUCUCACCACAGACAGGAAGUCUGAAGGGAAAAAAUGCACAGAAUCACUUUAUGUUCCAGCAGAGAAUGGGAAGCUGGAGGCCAGCCCUUCCCCUGUGCACUGUGAGGCUAGGCUUAAAGGCACAGAAAAGUUGGCCACAGCUGUGGGGAAGGGUUUCCCAGAGGCCAAGGGAAAAGGGUUAGGUCCCCAGAAGUCCCUGACAGAGGCAAGCAAGCCUGGCGGCAUGAAACGGUCACCGUCAGCCAGUGGGCAGAGUUCUUUGCGAUCCACUGCUCUCCCAGAGAAGUCUCUGAGCUACUCCACCAGCUUUCCAGAAGCCAGACCAAGAGCCCAGGAGGCCUCUAUGAUCAGCAGUGACACCUCUUCUGUUAGGGCCAAUGGAGACAUGGCUGAGCUCACAGUCCCAAGCAACAGGGACCAAAGGAAGUCUCUGUCAGGCGGGGAUGGCAGAACCCACAUGACAAAGAGCGACUCUUUGCCAUGCUUUUGGAGCUCCACCACCACUCUAGAGUCCCACCAUCCCGACCUCACCCUGGGCAGGGGAGCUGGCCACCGGGAUAGGGCCCUCUCGGUGACUACAACCGCAGGAGAAACCAAAGGGAAGGAGUCAGCCCUGGCCCAGCCGCCCACAGCCAGGAAGCAGAACGUGGGCAGAGAAGUGGUUAAGCCAGUCCCAGCUCCCAACACUGACCGUCACCUCACCCUUUCUUCUGAGAAGGACUUUGUGGUGCGGCAGAGGAGGGGUAAAGAGAGUUUGCGGAGCAGUCCUCACAAAAAGGCCUCCUAA
Chrysochloris asiatica (Cape golden mole) is the source of this 7857-nucleotide messenger RNA. RefSeq names its product microtubule associated serine/threonine kinase family member 4 (gene MAST4). The record is from RefSeq and is a predicted model, not a curated record. The transcript is spliced from 29 exons. Bases 1 to 7857 code for a protein of 2618 amino acids. Gene Ontology annotation, molecular function: ATP binding; protein binding; magnesium ion binding. Gene Ontology annotation, biological process: intracellular signal transduction; peptidyl-serine phosphorylation. Lineage: Eukaryota; Metazoa; Chordata; Mammalia; Afrosoricida; Chrysochloridae.